UUUACUGUUUGUGAGGUCGCAUGCGGUUGAAAAAAUGGCAGCGCUCGCUACUGGAAGUCCAUAUUUCGUUUCUAUCCGUCGACACUCUGACCGUGAAUAUUUACGCUGAGAACGAAAACAGAGUUAAGUUGAAAUCGAAUCAAAAUGAGUCAAACUGCAGAGUCUGGGAAAGAGGUCGAUGAAAGUAAUGAUGAUCAGGAGGAUUCUUCAUUGUCACAUGAAGAAAAUGUGGAAAGUACGCUGGCUUCGUUCAGAGAAAAAUGGCAGCGAGAACUUGUAAUAUCACCCAAAAAGGAAUCAAACAAACAAGUCACUCAAAUCUCAAGUAGCAUCUCUUCAGAAGGAGAUUCAGCAUCCAUUGAAAAUAAGGCUAAAACCUUAUUUCUUAAAGGUAUAGAGAAUGAGCAAAAUGGCAAACUGUAUGAAGCAAUCCAGUUUUAUAAACGUGCCGUGCAACUCGUACCUGACAUUGAGUUUCGUUUGUAUGAAUCUACGAAACAAAAAACACGAGACAGACUUGAUCCUGAUAACAGCAUAGAAGUACAAGAUAAAGAUCCAGGUAUAGAGAUGGAUGAGGAAGAGGAUAAUGAAGAUGAUGGAGAUUUACUAACUAAAAUAACACGAAUUAUUUGUAAAAAUCAACGUGUUUGUUCUCCGCAAUAUGAGCAAAGUACAACGCAUAUAUCAGCCUUACCAAUGGAGAUAAUAUUAUACAUUCUGAGAUGGGUAGUUUCAUCAGAACUUGAUUUAAGAUCCUUAGAGAUGUUUGCAAAAGUAUGCCGUGGUUUUUUUGUAUCAGCUAGAGAUGCUGAGAUUUGGAGAUUAGCAUGCAUCAGAGCAUGGGGUGUAAAUUGCGGUACGUUUGAGCCUGAGUACAAAUCGUGGAGACAAAUGUUUGUAGAACGUCCAAGACUUCGUUACAAUGGCUGCUACAUCAGUAAAACAUCCUACGUACGUCACGGUGAAAACAGUUUUCAAGAUCAAUUUUAUAGGCCGUGGCAUCUUGUUGAAUACUUCAGGUAUCUCCGCUUCUUCCCAGAGGGUCGAGUCUUAAUGCUAACAUCGGCAGACGAAGCUCAGAGUUGUGUGAAUUCUUUGAAACAACGAAGUCCAAGAAACCCUUCAGUGUUGAUUGGUCAUUACAGGCUUCACCUAAAUUGCGUAAUAUUGGUAUUAAAAAGUCAAGAAACCAAAACAAAUAACAAUGCUUACCGGCGUAGAAGAAGAGAUCCAAUUCACGACAGCGGCGAAAAGACUUUUCACUUGGAAUUUGAGAUUCAAAAUCUUUACAAGAGGGCCAAUUCGCAGCUAGCGUGGAAAACUUACAACAUAUUCACCAAAUACUGGAACGGGCAAGAGAACAGCACAUGCCUAAAUCUCGCGGGAAGUUUGUACCCUGCUUUCAAAUUCAGCCGUGUAAAAAGUUACACCAUGGAAAGUGAAUCACCCUUACAAUAAAUACAUUGAAGUAUUUUUUGAACUCGGUUUUGGUAUGUUGCAAUGUAAUUAUGUAUAAUUAACAAUGGUUAGAUAUCUAAUAGUUGUUCGGGAUCGCGAUAAGUUUCCUCACUUUUCUCUCGAUAUUCUUAAUCGUGAAAUCUGGUAGAAUGACCUAUCGAAUUAAUUUAAUCAUUCAAUCAAGUUGCUGAUUUAUUAUUUAUACGCAUAGUUCAUUUAAACAUGUGUAUUUUGUAUAUAAGAUAUGCAAUUUUAUUCACAUGUACGUACAAAUUAUACGUACAAACGUACAUUUGGGGUGAAAAAUGUAUUAUUUUACUUGUUUCUUACGGAUUCUUCGAUAAAUAUUUAACGUUAUUUUAUAAUAAAUACUUUGCAUAAAAAUUGAUAGUCUUUUCCAUGAGAAUCAGUGGAUAGAUGCCACUGUAUUGUGUUUUGUAUAACAAAACGAACAAUGCAUGUCAUGUUCCUACUCCGAUAAAAGUCCACUUUUUUGGCUGGAGCUUUACCAAUUAUUAACUUUCAUUCAAAACUUGGAGAGUUGA
Messenger RNA from Diprion similis, 2003 nucleotides. Its product is annotated as F-box only protein 9. NCBI's taxonomy places the organism in Eukaryota, Metazoa, Arthropoda, Insecta, Hymenoptera, Diprionidae. The coding region runs from base 145 to 1458 and encodes 437 amino acids. Gene Ontology annotation, molecular function: protein binding. Gene Ontology annotation, cellular component: SCF ubiquitin ligase complex. Gene Ontology annotation, biological process: SCF-dependent proteasomal ubiquitin-dependent protein catabolic process. The record is from RefSeq and is a predicted model, not a curated record. The transcript has 7 exons.